This is a messenger RNA of Myxocyprinus asiaticus (Chinese sucker), 878 nucleotides long. RefSeq names its product translocon-associated protein subunit gamma. Gene Ontology annotation, biological process: SRP-dependent cotranslational protein targeting to membrane. The record is from RefSeq and is a predicted model, not a curated record. Gene Ontology annotation, cellular component: endoplasmic reticulum; membrane. The transcript is spliced from 5 exons. Lineage: Eukaryota; Metazoa; Chordata; Actinopteri; Cypriniformes; Catostomidae. Bases 110 to 667 code for a protein of 185 amino acids.
CGUCACUGUUUGUGCUGACGCGGCGUAAGCGCUUCAUCCAUUAGGAGCACCUACGUGUCUGUCUCUUUUCAGCCGUGCUAAGGAUCGGAGAGGAGGAAAGACUAUAGCCAUGGCACCCAAAGGAAGCAACAAACAGCAGUCAGAGGAGGAUCUCCUCCUGCAGGACUUUAGCAGGAAUCUGUCCGCUAAAUCCACGGCGCUUUUCUACGGCAACGCUCUCAUCGUGUCCGCGAUCCCGAUCUGGCUUUUCUGGAGGAUCUGGCAUAUGGAUUUGGUCCAGUCCGCAGUGCUGUAUGCAGUCAUGACCUUAGUCAGUACAUACCUGGUUGCCUUCGCUUACAAGAAUGUCAAAUUUGUCCUUAAGCACAAAGUGGCCCAGAAACGUGAAGAUGCUGUGUCCAAGGAAGUGACCCGCAAGCUCUCUGAGGCCGACAACCGCAAAAUGUCCCGCAAAGAGAAGGACGAGAGAAUCCUUUGGAAGAAGAAUGAGGUCGCUGAUUAUGAGGCCACAACUUUCUCCAUCUUUUACAACAACACUCUGUUCCUCUUGCUUGUCAUUGUUGCCUCUUUCUUCCUGUUGAAAAACUUCAAUCCAACAGUCAACUACAUUCUGUCCAUUAGCGCCUCUUCAGGUCUGAUCGCCCUGCUGUCUACAGGGUCCAAAUAAGAGACUGAUCACAUCAGGAGAAGAUGAGGAACAAACAAAUGAAAUGAUUGAGUUAGGGGAGGGAAUUAAAGAAGGGUUGUUUUCUUUUUGGGAGGGCAUUUAUCAUUUCGUCUCUAAAACUUUCAUGAAAUUCAUGAUCGAUAAAUGCUGAAAGGCCUUCUUUUUUACGUCUGGACUUUUUUUGUUUUGUACAAAUAAAUGGCAGUUGAGA